Hibiscus syriacus is the source of this 2125-nucleotide messenger RNA. RefSeq names its product translation factor GUF1 homolog, chloroplastic. Lineage: Eukaryota; Viridiplantae; Streptophyta; Magnoliopsida; Malvales; Malvaceae. Gene Ontology annotation, biological process: positive regulation of translation. The transcript is spliced from 21 exons. Bases 38 to 2083 code for a protein of 681 amino acids. The record is from RefSeq and is a predicted model, not a curated record. Gene Ontology annotation, molecular function: GTP binding; GTPase activity; ribosome binding.
AGCUUAGGCGGCUUUAAUCUAAAACCGAAAAGAAAAAAUGGCCAAGGAGCUCUGUUUUGGAAUGACAGCCAUGUUAUCCAUAAACACUUGGCAAGGGCAGCAGCACCACCACCAUUGGCCGAGGUCCCAGCUAUCCCCGCGUCCCAUCUCAGUCACCCGUCGCCUCACCAAGCAUUCCCGGUUUCGAGUGUUCUGCCAAAGCGUCGAAACGCAGGCGACGAGCGUGGUAUAUGACCCGGAGUUCGGUGCCAAAGUCGGGCAAGACCGUCUCUUGAAGGUCCCCGUUUCGAACAUUAGGAAUUUCUGCAUCAUAGCACAUAUUGAUCAUGGGAAAUCAACUCUGGCGGACAAGUUGCUUCAGAUGACGGGUACCGUCCAGAAGCGAGAAAUGAAAGAGCAGUUUCUUGAUAACAUGGACUUGGAGAGGGAAAGAGGCAUUACAAUUAAACUUCAGGCAUCCCGAAUGCGGUAUAUAUUUGAAAAUGAACCAUAUUGCCUGAAUCUAAUUGACACACCAGGGCAUGUAGACUUCUCUUAUGAGGUUUCUCGGUCACUUGCUGCAUGUGAGGGUGCUCUACUUGUUGUAGAUGCUUCUCAGGGUGUGGAAGCACAAACUCUUGCUAAUGUAUAUUUGGCCUUGGAGAACAACCUUGAAAUUAUCCCUGUUUUAAACAAGAUAGAUCUUCCAGGUGCUGAGCCAGAUCGUGUUGUCAGGGAGAUUGAGGAGGUUAUUGGUUUAGACUGUAGCAAGUCAAUACGCUGCUCAGCUAAGGAGGGAAUUGGUAUAACAGAAAUUCUUAAUGCCAUUGUUGAAAGAAUUCCUCCACCUCCUGAUGUUGCUACGAGUCCACUAAGAGCUUUAAUAUUUGAUAGCUACUAUGAUCCUUAUCGUGGUGUUAUUGUAUAUUUUCGAGUCAUAGAUGGGAAGAUAAAGAAAGGUGACAGAAUUUAUUUUAUGGCCAGUCAGAAGGAUUAUUUUGCUGAUGAAGUUGGAGUUUUAUCUCCCAACCAGCUACAGGUGGACGAAUUGUAUGCGGGUGAGGUAGGGUAUCUUUCGGCAUCAAUAAGGUCAGUUGCAGAUGCUAGAGUGGGUGACACUAUUACUCACUAUGAUAGAAAGGCAAAAAGCUCAUUACCCGGAUAUGAAGAAGCCACUCCAAUGGUCUUUUGUGGCCUAUUUCCUGUUGAUGCAGACCAGUUCCCAGAGUUGCGUGAUGCACUGGAAAAACUACAACUGAAUGAUGCUGCGUUGAAGUUUGAGCCUGAGACCUCAACUGCUAUGGGUUUUGGCUUUAGAUGUGGCUUCUUGGGUCUUCUCCACAUGGAAAUUGUUCAGGAAAGACUUGAAAGGGAGUACAAUCUGAGCCUAAUAACCACUGCUCCAAGUGUCGUGUACAGAGUGAACUGUGUUAAUAAUGAAACAGUUGAGUGCUCAAAUCCAUCCUUACUUCCUGAACCUGGACAACGGAGGUCGAUUGAGGAGCCACUUGUUAAGAUUGAGAUGCUUACACCGAAGGACUAUAUUGGUUCAUUGAUGGAAUUGGCUCAAGACAGAAGAGGUGAGUUCAAAGAGAUGAAAUAUAUCACUGAGAAUAGAGCAUCCAUCAUCUAUGAGCUACCCCUUGCAGAGAUGGUAGGUGACUUUUUCGACCAGUUAAAGUCCAGAAGUAAGGGCUAUGCUAGCAUGGAAUAUACUUUCGUUGGAUAUAAGGAAAGUGAAUUGAUAAAGCUUGACAUUCAGAUUAAUGGUGAGCAAGUGGAACCAUUGUCCACCAUUGUGCACAAGGAUAAGGCAUAUUCUGUUGGGAGGGCUUUGACUCAAAAGCUGAAGGAGUUGAUACCUAGACAAAUGUUUAAAGUACCAAUUCAAGCAUGCAUAGGUUCAAAAGUAAUUGCUAGUGAAACUUUAUCAGCAAUUAGAAAGGAUGUUUUGGCCAAAUGCUACGGUGGGGAUAUCUCAAGAAAAAAGAAACUCCUCAAGAAACAGGCUGAAGGGAAGAAAAGAAUGAAGGCAAUAGGUAAAGUAGAUGUACCACAAGAAGCCUUCAUGGCAAUCUUGAAGCUAGAGAAGCAAGUUUUAUGAUUUGACCAUCAUACAAUACAAUGCAUAUUUUUUUUUUGUUCA